Messenger RNA from Octopus bimaculoides (California two-spot octopus), 6112 nucleotides. Its product is annotated as beta-1,3-galactosyltransferase 1. Gene Ontology annotation, cellular component: Golgi membrane. The record is from RefSeq and is a predicted model, not a curated record. Gene Ontology annotation, biological process: protein O-linked glycosylation. Lineage: Eukaryota; Metazoa; Mollusca; Cephalopoda; Octopoda; Octopodidae. Gene Ontology annotation, molecular function: hexosyltransferase activity.
UCACAUAUUCAUUGUUCUGUUAAAGCAGUUAAACGUAUAGUAACAGGUUUUCUUUUUUUUUCUUUUGUAAUGUCCUUUUAUUGUGGAAACAUAUGGGAAAAUUUACAUCGAACGCAAAUUUUAUUGGAGCAUGUAAUAUUCUGAACUGCGAAACAGCUGGUUAUAUUUAUAAUAUGAUGUAUUAUAGCGAAUAUCUCAGACAGUAUUUUGGGUUUUGAAGAAAAUGAUCUCUUCAGUUACACACAUAUUAAACAUAGACAGAGAGCAUUUUACAAGUUUUGCCGCACAUUAAUCUUUCUAUGAAUAUUAUUCAACUUGCAUCGUUCCGAUCACAAUUACAUCAGUAUAUAAAGACUAUUUUUUGAUUUCGUUAUUAUAUAUAAUGCACUUGUUCAUUUAUCUUUAUCAGUGAAAAAUUAAACAGCCUCAAUAAAUAAACGUAGCAAAAUGUAGUAAAAUGAACUUCACCAGGAAUUUGAGAUCCACUGUGCCAAUAUCUGAGCUUCUUUUUCAAAUUUCAAAUUGGUAUUUGAGUGCAUCUUUCUAAAAUAGUGUGUGCAUAUAAUGAACUACGGCAGUAAUGUUUCUGCGCCGAUCCAGAAUAUUCCGCAUAUUUCUCCGCUUCCUAACCAUCACUUCAAUUUACACUCUUCUUCACAUAUCUUCUACGAAGAAACAUUUUAAGGUUACAUGGCUUUCGAGGCGGGAUCGGCAGGAGUUUGAAAUGGGAAAAAUGAGUAAUAAUGCCAUAGAUAAGAAUAUCACAAUCGAUGAAAAUAUAAAUAGGAACAAAACUGAUCAUUCAUUGAUGCAUGGUUUAUCAUUAACAGUCAAUGGUGGUUUACAGUCAAAACAAAAUGAGACGAUGAAAGUUCAAAAUUCCCUUCCGGACAGCUCAUCAGAAGAAGAACUGCCUUAUUACUCACGUCACAUCAUUAAACCUUCUUUAAUAUGUGUCCCUGAUGAUUUUAUGAUUGUUUAUAUUCACACUGCACCAAAAAACUUUAAGCGACGAACGGCAGUACGAAAAACAUGGGGCGACAAAAAACUGUUGGGCAAAUUUAAAAUCAAGUUAUUAUUUGUGAUGGGUGUCGUCAAAGACCGUCACGUUAUGGAUAUGGUCAAAUUAGAAUCUGACCGUUACAAUGACAUAUUACAGAGUGAAUUCAACGACACAUAUCGAAACUUAAAUUCCAAAGCAAUGGCAGCGUUGCGUUGGAUCGCAACAAACUGCCACAAUAUCUCAUAUAUAAUGAAAACAGAUGAUGAUAUAUUAGUCGAUAUUUUUCAAGUGGUAAAACAUUUGAGAUAUCUACAACAGUACAAGUAUGCUCGGAGAAAAUUUAUAUUAUGUAAUGUAUGGGUUGGAAUGCAUGUCAUCAGAAACAAAAAUAGUAAGUGGUAUGUUUCACAUGAAGAAUAUUCUAAUAACACCUAUGACGUUUAUUGCUCGGGGUCUGCUUAUAUCUUGAGCCCUGACAUGCCCGUCCGUUUACUCAAAAUUGCAUUAAAAGUUCCGCGUCUUUGGGUCGAUGAUGUUUAUGUAACUGGUAUGCUGGUCAAUGCACUAGGUAUAAAACAUACUAAUUAUAAUUCGGCCUAUAUAAUGGGUGUUCGUGAUUCAUUGGAUGGGCUUUCAAAGGACAUCAAAAGAAAGGUAGUUUUUUAUCAUAUACCUCAUACGAAAAUUAUUUACAAACUGUGGAAGGUAUUAAAUGAACGCAUGAAUCAUUCCGGUGCCACGAAAAAUAUUUUGAAAUAAGGGAACUUCUGGAUAUUGUUGAUAAUUGUAUUUUAUAUACGCCUCGUCCGAUAUAAUUAUUAAUACACAUGAUUAAUACCAAUUUCAGGAACAAUAACUGUAAGUUAGUGGCAGGGUGUUAGUUGAUGAUAUCGAUCCCAGGGCUUCAUCUUUAUUUAUUUCAAAAGAUCAUGAAAAUAUAGUAAGCAAAUUAGGCCAUGGCACAAUUUUAACCCAGAAUAUAAAGACGGACAAAAUGCUCAGCGAGUAUACGUAAAGAUUGUUAAUAAUAAUUUGAAUAUGAUAAUGAGUAAAGAGGUUGUAAGGGCAGUGUAAGAAGGGGUAAGAUCAUUGAUUACGAUAAUUUACAAAUUUACAUUGGAUUGGUUAAUUAAAAUUUAGGAAAAAUUCAUGAUAUUCCCCAAAUCAGAAAUACUUUAUAUUAUUAUUAAUCAUGUAUGUCAGUAGGUGAAUACAGAUACAUACAUAUGUGUGUGUGUGUGAAUGUUUUGUGUGUGUGUUUUCUGUGUGUGUGUGUAUGUGUCUGUGUGUGUGUGUGAAUGUUUUGUGUGUGUGUGUGUGUGUGUGUGAAUGUUUUGUGUGUGUGUGUGUAUUUUCAAAGUUUACAAACAACACCGAAAAAAUAAAUAAACAGUUACAAGAUUAGCAAAAACAUACACAAGUACCAACGAUGUAAUAGCCUAUUAUAAAGGUAGCAAUUCCAGACUUUGGUGAAUUGUUUUUGAUUAAAAUAGAUAAAUAAAUAAAUAGUGUUAAACGCUGAUGUUAUUCAAAACUUUAUACUUCCGACACAUGUUUCGAAGGAAGCAUUGGUAUUAUUCCACAAGUAAUAAAAUGAUGUAAAAAGAGAGAGACACAACUUAUCAAUAAGACAUUUUAACCAAAUGCGAUUACAUCAUAUACGAUAAAUGGAACGCUGGAAUGUUAUUUUUAAAAAAACCGCGAAAAUAUAUAGGACCGUUAAUAUAUAUAAUGUCAAAGGCAAUUUAUAGAGAGAGAAGGAGGAAGAAAGAAAUUAGCAGAAGAUUAAAUGUGAGGAAUUUUAGUGCGAGAGGUGAAUAGGAAUAAAGUUUACAGGCAUGGUCAAUAAUUAUAUUAAGCGGAAGUGAAAUGUUAGAAGACAGUUAAAGGUCGAAAUUUAUAGAAUGGGAAGAAUUAAAGGUAUGUUUUUGCCAAUGUUUGCUACGAUAAGUGCGUUCUUUCAACGCGUUUGCAAUAGGAUACUCUGAGAACAGGAGGAAAUACAUUUCAUCAUUACUGAGCGAAAAAAGAAAACAUUUACUUUUAUCAUACAGAAAUGAUUUAGAUAGCAUAUUCCAUUCCAAAUCAAAUUGUUUAUUAUGAUCUUUAGAGAUCAAAUUAAUUUUUAAGCACAGCAUUGUCUAAAUGUGGGAUAAAGAUUAAAUAUUCUUUUGGACAACGGAGAUAAGGCAGUACUUAUAUAAAACAAGACGUAAGAACCGGAAGUAAUGUUACAUUCAAAAAUAGAGCUUCUAGUUUUAGAAUUACUGCUAAGGAAUCGAAUGCAAUUGGAAUCCAGAUCAGAAGCAUUAACAGUACUGCUAUUACUAUUUAAAGAAUGGUUAGUGGUAAUGAUAUCACUGUUACAAUUUCGAUUAGGUGGAUUUGUAUUUCAGAACUUAUUAUUAUGCAAAGAGAAGAUAUUUGAAAGGAGAAUUGUUAGAAAACCAUAACCUGAUUCGGUGUGAAUUAAUAAUCGAAUAGUAUCUUGAAUUUUGGGGAAAAUUCUUUUCUAUAGCUUCCCGCAACAGGUAUGGUAGGUUGAAUUGAUCUGCUUAACAUAUGGAAUUAGCAACCAAACAGGUUUGCUAAGACAAGCCUUGUAAUUAGGGCAAUAAUCUUUUAACGUCCUCGAUUUGCCUUUAUAACGAAUAAAUGGUUUUAAAGAACGGUUAUCUCCCUUACUCUGUAGAAUUAAUUUACUCGAUUUGGCUUUGUUAUUCGAACUGAAAUUUAUAUUGUUUAUAUCGUUAUGACUUGAUUUCGUGUCCUGAUUAAUACAGGUAGAAUUAAUAUAAAUUGAGUUAAUAUAGGUAGUUAUUUCUUUAUAGCUUGCUUUAAGUAAGGCAGAGUUAUAAAAUUCAGCUUUAUCGUUGAAGAUAUCAACAUUUGCAAAUAAUGUGAAAGUCUAAGUGAAAAAUUUCAUUCUUUGUAAUAUCCUUCGAUUGAUUAAUGAAACAGCUAAUAUAUUUUAAAUUAGUUGCAGAUUUAUGAUAUAAGAAAUAUGACUCAUUAUGUAAGUGAAGGGUAAUAUCCAAAAACUUGGCAUUAGUAACAUCAUCGUCAAAAACAAUGCAUAAGCGCAUAUCUCGGAAAAAUUUAAGUAACCAAUUCUUAACCGUUUCUAAUUUUGGGUUAGAAGCAUUUUGAAGGUAAACAGUCAUCACGAUAUAGAUCUCCAUGUUUGGGAAUUGGUCAGCCAUCACAUAAAAGAUAUACAUACCGAACAAGUCAUCAGCGAUUUGUACUGAAUCAGAACUCCCCAUCGUGACAUGAAAACUGUCGGGUGCAUCUUUACGGACGCAUAGCCUGUUAUCGAAUUUAAGAAUAGAUUUUCUGGCAGCUAAGACGACAUUAGUUUCAUCCCCGGCGAGACCUGCUUUCUUGUGUGUGAGCCAGAGUGCCUUGUUGUGUACAAAUGGGUUGAUAGAAGAAUAUAAACUUGAAACGCCAAACUGGAUGUAGUUACUGCAUUUCUUGUUAUUGAUAUAAUUAAACUUGGAACGAAUUAAGCUGUAAUCUUUUAACUAAGGUAGGAAUAUAUUUAUCCGAAUAUCUUUGCUAAGAACAUCGAUAUCACAGCUAGAAGGACAUAGAAGUUGUAAGGUUGGGUUAUUAAAAUAUUUAGUUUGUAAUCUUUUAAAAGAAAACGAGGUUGUUUUGGAUCAAAAGGUUCUGGCUUCAUCUGUAAGUCAUAUUUCUCCAUAAUUUUCUACGCCUCAUGGUUGGCGUUCCUGAUGUUACUUUUACUGAUAAUCCUAUAGUUCUUAUCUAAGGAAUUCUAGGUAAUAAGCCUUGAUAAGUCUGUAUAAAUUUCCUGGGUUUUUUUUUUCCUGUUUCACAAAUCAUCUCUUUGCAUAAUAAUAAGUUGCUAAAUACAAAUCCACUUAUUGAAAAUUGUUACAUUGAUAUUAUGAACACUAACCAUUCUUUAAAUAAUGAUAGCAGCAGUGUUAGUGUUUCUGAUGCGGAUUCCAAUCGAAUUCGUUUCCUUAGCAAUAAGUCUAAGAUUAGAAACUCUAUUUAUCAAUGUAAAAUUACUUCCGGUUCCAAUGUCUUUUUUUAUGUAGGUAGUUCUUCAUCUCAGUUUUCCAAAAUUAUAUCUAAUCAUUACUCUACAUUUAGACAUAUCAGUAAAUGUAAUAUCAAUAUGUUAUACAUAUCAGUUAACGUAUCAAUUCUCGGUUUAGUAAAUUAAUUUGGUCUCUAAAGGUUCAUAAUAAACAAUUUGAUUUGGAAUGGAAUAUUCUAUCUAAAUUAUUUCCGUAUGAUGAAAGUAAACCUUAUUUCUUUUUUUCACUCUGUAAUGAUGAAAUUAUUUCAUCCUGUUCACAGAGAAUCCUCUUGUAAACACGUUUAAAUAAAUGGAUCUAUGCAUAAUUAAUUUUUUUUUAUUUAUUUUAAAAACAAGCUAUAUUUUAAUUAAGCUGAAAUAAUUGAGCUCAAUUCCAGAAAUUUGAUGCUAUGAAUCUCAUGCAAUAACAUUUUAAAAGAAAAAAGUGGUGAGUGUUUGUUUCUCAAAUUUUAAUGUAAUAAUAUAGUUCUAUACCUUUUCAUGAAUACAUUUCUAUAAGGGAAAUUUUGAUAUAUGUCACCGCAUCAUUCAGGUAAGGGAUAAAAAUCAAACAUCCAGUCAACGUCACCGUUUUCUGACUGCUCAUUAGUUAUGUUUACAUUAUGCUUCCAUUCAUCUUCCUACACGGACUCACAGCCAACAUCUGCCUGGAGGAGGUAAUGCAUCCUAGGGUUAAGAUGUUAGCUACUGGAAGACACUUUGUCUGAUAACAGGACUUUCUGUCAUAACCCACAAGCAGAAGAACCCGGCCAUGGUAGCCAAACAACCUCUGCGACCACAUCACCAUUGACAUCUGACCACUUAACUCCUCAGAAUGCAACUCACUUGAUUUUUGUGUGAGGAGCGUAGAUCAGCGAGUGACCAACAAAACUCCUUGUAACUCUGAAAGAAGCCCUGAAGGUGAGAGGUAUGGCAGCAUUCACCAACUUAAAGAAAGAGACCGUCCAGAAGAAUUGCAAGAGAUUCGCAAAUUCACUGGAGAUCGUGGUUGAAACCAAUGGCGAUUUUAUUCAAUAAAGUGACUCUUUCCUGUU